AUGUCGUCGCUCAAGGGUCCCUCCCCUCAACACCACGAUGGCUCUAACCUGCGCAUCGCCAUCGUCCACGCCCGCUGGAACUCUACCAUCAUCGAGCCCCUCGUCACCGGCGCAAAGGAGAAGCUCCUCGCCAGCGGCGUCAAGGAGUCCAACAUUGUUGUUCAGUCCUGCCCCGGCUCUUGGGAGCUCCCCAUUGCCGUCCAGCGCCUCUUCUCUGCGUCCCAGAUUCAGGGUACCGCUACUGGCGGUCCCUCCGCGACCGACCUUCUCGCCUCGUCGACCCCAGACCUCUCUACUCUCCCUGCGUCCUCGGGCCCCUUUGAUGCCAUCAUCGCCGUUGGCGUUCUCAUCAAGGGCGAGACCAUGCACUUUGAGUACAUCGCCGAGUCUACCUGCCAGGGCCUGAUGAGGGUCCAGCUUGACACUGGCGUCCCCGUCAUUCUCGGCGUCCUGACCGUUCUCACCGAAGACCAGGCCAAGGCUCGCGCCGGUGUCGAGGGCAAGGGUCACAACCACGGCGAGGACUGGGGCCUGGCUGCUGUUGAGAUGGGCGUCAAGAGACGGGAAUGGGCCAACGGAACCAUCGACGGUUAA
Molecule: messenger RNA, 594 nt
Organism: Fusarium keratoplasticum
Lineage: Eukaryota; Fungi; Ascomycota; Sordariomycetes; Hypocreales; Nectriaceae
Product: 6,7-dimethyl-8-ribityllumazine synthase
Exons: 2
Coding region: 1-594 (197 amino acids)
Biological process (GO): riboflavin biosynthetic process
Cellular component (GO): riboflavin synthase complex; mitochondrial intermembrane space; intracellular anatomical structure
Molecular function (GO): 6,7-dimethyl-8-ribityllumazine synthase activity
Source: RefSeq, a predicted model, not a curated record